UGUCUCUCUUUCUGCUGAGUUGGCGGGUUUGGCCAUGGCCGCGGCUCGGCCCGCGCGGGGGCCGUCGCUCCAGCUACUGGGGCUGAAGCUGCUGCUGCUGUUGCUGCUGCUGCAAGGGGGCCCGGGCCAGGGGGCGGCUUUGAGCGGGAACGGGACCAGGCCUGGACCCUGGAGCGGGAGAGCUAAUGGGGCCGAGACUGGCCCGCCCCCCCUGUUGAGCCACUGCGGCCGGGCAGCCCCUUGCGAACCGCUGCGUUACAACGUGUGCCUGGGCUCGGCGCUGCCCUACGAGGCCACCUCCACGCUGCUGGCCGGGGACUCGGGCUCCCAGGAGGAGGCGCACAGCAAGCUGGUGCUCUGGUCCGGCCUUAGGAAUGCUCCCCGCUGCUGGGCAGUGAUCCAGCCCUUGCUCUGUGCUGUCUACAUGCCCAAGUGUGAGAAUGAUCGAGUGGAGCUGCCUAGCCGAACCCUGUGCCAGGCCACUCGGGGACCCUGUGCCAUUGUCGAGCGGGAACGAGGCUGGCCCGACUUCCUGAAAUGCACCCCAGAUCACUUUCCAGAAGGCUGUCCAAAUGAGGUGCAAAACAUCAAGUUCAACAGUUCGGGACAAUGUGAGUCACCCUUGGUUCGCACAGACAACCCCAACAGCUGGUACGAGGACGUGGAAGGCUGCGGGAUCCAGUGCCAGAAUCCGCUCUUCACCGAGGCUGAACACCAGGACAUGCACAGCUACAUCGCUGCCUUUGGCGCCGUCACUGGCCUCUGCACGCUCUUUACCCUGGCUACGUUUGUUGCUGACUGGAAGAAUUCGAACCGCUAUCCUGCUGUCAUACUCUUUUAUGUCAAUGCUUGCUUCUUUGUGGGCAGCAUUGGCUGGCUGGCUCAGUUCAUGGAUGGUGCCCGCAGGGAAAUUGUUUGCAGAGCUGAUGGUACCAUGAGGCUGGGGGAGCCCACCUCCAAUGAAACCCUGUCCUGUGUGAUCAUCUUCGUCAUCGUGUACUAUGCGCUGAUGGCAGGCGUGGUCUGGUUCGUGGUGCUCACCUACGCGUGGCACACCUCCUUCAAGGCCCUGGGCACCACGUACCAGCCCCUCUCUGGCAAGACCUCCUACUUCCACCUGCUCACCUGGUCACUGCCGUUUGUGCUCACCGUGGCCAUUCUUGCUGUGGCCCAGGUGGAUGGGGACUCAGUGAGUGGUAUCUGUUUCGUGGGCUACAAGAACUAUCGUUACCGAGCUGGCUUCGUGUUGGCCCCUAUUGGUCUGGUGCUUAUUGUUGGGGGCUAUUUCCUCAUCCGAGGAGUUAUGACUCUCUUCUCUAUCAAAAGCAAUCAUCCUGGAUUACUGAGUGAGAAAGCAGCUAGCAAGAUCAAUGAAACCAUGCUACGUCUGGGCAUUUUUGGCUUUCUAGCUUUUGGCUUUGUGCUCAUCACCUUCAGCUGCCAUUUCUAUGACUUCUUCAACCAGGCUGAGUGGGAACGCAGCUUUCGGGAUUAUGUGCUGUGCCAAGCCAACGUGACUAUUGGGCUACCCACCAAGAAGCCUAUUACUGAUUGUGAGAUCAAGAAUCGUCCCAGCCUUCUGGUAGAAAAGAUCAACCUGUUUGCCAUGUUUGGCACGGGCAUCGCCAUGAGCACUUGGGUCUGGACAAAGGCUACUCUACUUAUCUGGAGACGUACUUGGUGCAGGUUGACUGGACAGAGUGAUGAUGAACCCAAACGAAUCAAGAAAAGCAAGAUGAUUGCCAAAGCUUUCUCUAAACGACGGGAGUUACUACAGAAUCCAGGCCAGGAGCUCUCCUUCAGCAUGCAUACUGUGUCCCAUGAUGGGCCUGUGGCGGGUUUGGCCUUUGAUCUCAACGAGCCUUCUGCCGAUGUCUCUUCUGCCUGGGCCCAACAUGUCACUAAAAUGGUGGCCCGAAGAGGAGCUAUCCUUCCUCAGGAUGUGUCUGUCACUCCUGUUGGGACUCCAGUACCCCCAGAAGAACAAGCUAACAAAUGGCUGGUUGAGGCAGAAAUCUCCCCAGAGCUACAGAAACGCCUGGGAAGGAAGAAAAAGAGAAGGAAGAGAAAGAAGGAGGUGUGCCCUCUGGCACCCCCCACAGAGCUUUGCCAUCCUGGACCUGCACCCAGUGCAGUACCCCGCCUGCCUCAGCUGCCCCGGCAGAAGUGCCUGGUGGCAGGGGCCUGGGGGACGGGGGAGACCCACCGACAUGGAGCUUGGACCUUGGUCUCUAACCCUUUCUGUCCAGAGCCAAAUUCUCUCCAGGAUCCAUUUCUGCCAACUCCGCCAGGCCCAGCAGCGUGGGCUCAAGGUCGUCGGCCUUGUCUAGCCCCCAUUCAUUCUCGUACCAACUUGAUGGAGGCUGAGUUAUUGGAUGCUGAUUCUGAUUUCUGAACCUUUGAGAGCAGGACCUGGAUUGAGGGUGGGCAUGGGUGGCACGUGGGAAGAAGUAAACUCUGGUUUCCUGACCAGAAAUAGGCAGCUUUUCUCCCUUCCCUUUUGCCUGCUCCCCAAGGCAUCUCCUAUUCCCAGAGAGCCCCCAAGCCCAAUACUCUCCCAAAGGAGUAAUUUAUCUCUAGCUCAGUCUGGCCAGAGUGUGGGAAAGAGCCCAAGCUAACUAGAUUUUCAUGGCAGAACUGCUCUACUUCUCAAAGCUGCCCAUUCCUUAGUGGGUUUUACUUCAGGGCAGGGAUCAAUAGCCAAAGGCCUUCAUUUCCCUCUCAGCCAAGCAGGAAUUGGGCUGAGGACAAACAGUGUCUGGGAGAGAUAGAAUACACAGUGCUAGUAUGUUGGCAGUAGAAGUACCAAGCAGGAGAAAGGUAAUGGUGCUUGGAGAGCUAGGCCUAAGAAGGAAACAGAGCCUAUAUAAGCACCGGUGAGGGACCCGCCAUCCUCAAGCAGAGGCAAAACCCUAAUUCUCAGAAGUCUUCAGACAAGAAGGCUGAAGCUAAGAAUAAUAGUAUUCACCCAAUUUUGUGUCCUGGCCUUUCCUCUGAAAUGGGACAGGGAAUUCCUUUUUUUUCCCCUUCCUAAGCAUGGAAUGGGGAAGAAGAUUGAUGGCCCCAUUCCUGUAAAAGCCAGAGUGCCCUUUAGCAAGGGCCCCACAGAUUCUACUGAUUACCUGUAAUUUAACCUUUUUCCCCCCAUCUUUUCCUUACCCUUCUUUUCCCAUCCGGCGAAUUCAUUUUUAUCUCCUCUUUUGAAUCCUUCCCUAUUAUAUUUGUUUAGCACUUAGAGCUACUUUCUGAAGCUCUGAGUAGUCACCUCUUCACCCUUUCCUUGUUGGCCCCAUUCCCCGGGAGAAACAUUCAGCCAUGGGGUCUCAAGCUAUGGGUAAGAACAUUGGAUCAAUUGCCAUUGGGACAAAUGCCAUCUCCUCUGUUGGCCCAUCCCUUGAGAAGUGGAGCCAUUGAUGUGAGGGCCUGCUAUGAGGGAACUACUCCAGAUGGUCAGAGAAUGCCCUUCCUAUUGACACAACCUGAGUACGGGUGUUUAUAUCCCUACUGUUUUAAUCUUUGGUACCAUUUCUUCCCAUUCCCCAUCCUCCCUCUCCCCAAAAGUCAGGCAGCAGAAAGCCUUUGAAGCUUAUUGGGUUCUAGGCCAGGGGCAUGGGGAUUUGGGUGAAGAAAUAUAAAUAGCCAAUAAAAGAUUUUGUACAAA
Messenger RNA from Antechinus flavipes (yellow-footed antechinus), 3661 nucleotides. RefSeq names its product smoothened, frizzled class receptor (gene SMO). Gene Ontology annotation, biological process: central nervous system development; positive regulation of smoothened signaling pathway; smoothened signaling pathway. Gene Ontology annotation, molecular function: transmembrane signaling receptor activity; patched binding. Gene Ontology annotation, cellular component: dendrite; cilium; plasma membrane. Bases 35 to 2395 code for a protein of 786 amino acids. The transcript has 12 exons. The record is from RefSeq and is a predicted model, not a curated record. NCBI's taxonomy places the organism in Eukaryota, Metazoa, Chordata, Mammalia, Dasyuromorphia, Dasyuridae.